CAGGGACGGAUUCCGGUCAUGGGCCACAAUGAGCGGCGCAAGGUCCAAAAGUCAAACGUCUUCCUCCGAGGGCUCCGGGAAUAGCGUGCGAUGCUCGACUUCCAGGGCGAAUGGAAGUAGAGUAAACUCUGAAGACGAGCGGUCUCAGAACUCAUGCCAGUGUCUUCAAAUUACGGAGUCCUGAAGUGAUUGUGACGGCUCUGUUUUAUAAGGCCGCAGCCACAAGAUAAAUCUGGUUAAUUUUGAAGGUCCUGCGGCUCACAGACCUACCGCAGUAAAGACAGAGGAUCGUUGCAGUAAAGACAGAGCAUCGUUGCUUCGGUUGGCAGCCUGCCGCCCUGGGGAUGCUUGAACUUUGGACGAAGCUUUUCUGUCGAUCGAGUACGUGAAUGCCUGCAGCUUGAAUGGACUGACAGCAGACUUUUAUCAUUUCGUGGGGCGACAAGUCUUGUGGCACGAUUUGCUUGGCGAUACAUUAAUUAUGACAGUUUUGGGACUCCAGAAGAAACUUCUGAUCUCCGUCCCAUGUGAACCUUGUGCUCUGUAUUCUGUCGUGCGUUCUUUGUUGGAUUGUGGUGGACAAUCCUUCUUCUUGUCUGGAGCGUAGGAACAGUGUUCCAUUUGUGGAGGUCCACUAGCUGCUUUGGGCUCGUGAGCAUUUUAGUUCCUCAAGAUGAAGUCAAAGCAAGUGGCAAUUGUUACAGGAGCAAACACUGGAAUUGGAAGAGAGACUGCACUCGCUCUUGCCAAGAGUGACAUCAAGGUGUUUUUGGCUUGCCGUAAUGUUGAUAAGGGUCGUGAAGCAGUGGGUUAUAUCCAAGAUGCUUGUCCAGGCGCAGAUGUGGAGGUGCUUCAUCUCGAUAUGAUGAGCAUGGAUUCAAUUCGAAAGUGUGCUUCAGAAUUUAAGUCCAGGAAACUUCCUCUAAAUAUUCUAGUCAAUAAUGCCGGCUUCAACUCACAGGAACCAUCCUAUUCACCAGAGGGCAUCGGGGGAUCAGCACAGGUGAACUUUCUCGGGCCUUAUACAUUCACUCGCCUUCUUGAAGAGGAUUUAACAAGGGGAGCCCCUUCAAGGGUGGUGAACGUAUCUUCGGUCACAUCUCGAUACUCAGAUGUAUUCAAUCCGGUGAGCUUUCUAAACAAGUACGAGGAAGGUCUAUAUGCACGGACCAAACUCGCGAAUGCUUUGUUCGCACAUGAAGCUCAAUUGCGAUGGCAAGGACAGGGAAUAGAAUCAUCUGCAGUUGAUCCAGGUUCAGUCUAUAGUGACAUAUGGAGGAACCAAGCUUUCGGUCGACCACCAUUCUCUUGGCUUUUGAAAGCCCUGUAUGCUCCAACUUGGGAUGGUGCCAAGCCUGUCAUAUAUGCGGCGAUUGCACCUUAUAGUGCUGAAAAGAAAAACAACAGGCCUUACCGGUUCUUCGCUCGAGGUGUUUUUGCUUCUCCUCUGAUAACUUCGAGUCCUCCAAGAGUGCUAGAACUUCCAGUAGCAUUAGCAACGCUGUUUGGCUCGCUAAUCGACUGGCCAGUAAGAAGGCUAACGGGAGGUCUGAUCUGGGGUAAAGUCAAGGAAGUGGCUGGACCAAAGUUUUCCUACGACAGGGACUUCUCCUCAAGGUUGUGGAAGCAUGCGGCGACAGUUGCAGGAUUCAGUAAAGAGUGAGGCUUUUCGGGAGGAAAAUUUUCAUGACUUUCACAACUCUCAUUCCUGGUGUCUUCAAUACACUUCCCUCCCCAAAAUGUUAUGGGGAAGAACAAAUAGCUGGCAAACUGUUAGUGGAUGGUCAGGUCUGAACAGUUCGUUGGAGAUGCAGAGUUCGAUACGCUUCUGGCCUGGGCAUUACCUUGUGUCGAUGCCUUUGAUUGAACAGGUGGUAAUGUCUGUCUGGAAGUUUCUGAAGUAACAUUCGAUGCGUACAGGUACUAUGAAGUAAAGUCUGUGAAGCAGUAAAGAAAACCAGUCUCAUUUCCAUUUUUGUUGGCAGACAGGCCUUUCUGGGGUCUUCAUUUCACCGCGCAUUUCUGAAAUCUGAGAGUCAACCUUCCUCUGCACGGUCAUUGUCUACAACAGCACAAGACAAGGCAGUGAAUCACGUGUCAAUUCUUCUUCUUUAGACUUCAAAUUUACUUCGCAGAAGGCCCAAUACUCCAGGCUUCUCAUACAUUCAAACUUUGAAUAUCCUUGCAACUGUCGAAAGUAGUGUGAGAAAACAGGGAAUAUUUCAUGAGCAGC
Molecule: messenger RNA, 2233 nt
Organism: Marchantia polymorpha subsp. ruderalis
Lineage: Eukaryota; Viridiplantae; Streptophyta; Marchantiopsida; Marchantiales; Marchantiaceae
Source: the annotation of a GenBank genome assembly